Molecule: messenger RNA, 2262 nt
Organism: Symbiodinium natans
Lineage: Eukaryota; Dinophyceae; Suessiales; Symbiodiniaceae
Source: the annotation of a GenBank genome assembly
AUGGCACCAGAGGACAAGGUAGCUUUUGUGGUCCACGGGCCCGGGGGCCAGCAGAUUGGCCGCUAUGCGCUGCCUCGACAGGCAUGCAGCCAGGAGCUCAAGCAGGCAGUCGAGGAAUCUUCGGGCUUGCCCUGUGCGACUCAGCAGGUUCUGAUCGGUCAUCGUGUCGUCGAAGAUGGCGAGGCCUUGCUGGCAGGUGGUGUGGCGAGCGCCGCAGACGUGCAGGCGACACUGCUCGUCCAGCUGCCGGUCCCUACGACUCGUCUUGAGGCGAAGUGGGAGAGAAUCCCCGAGACCUCCGAAUACUUGGAGGAGCUGCGCGUCUUAAACAUGGAUCGUUCGGAGGACAGAGGUUGGCCACCAAAAGACGUCUUGGUACCCACCCCCAGGAUGGGUUGUGUCGGCCUGGACCCCGACACUGGGCUCCUUGUUUUGGUGGGCGGCGGCCUUUCCGAACAUUACAACAUGCAGACAGGGCGACGCAGCGGAUACGGCUCCGGCGAAGGCUCGGACAGCAUCCAUGCCUCGGACCUCGAGGAAGACGGCGCUGACGGAGGCGAGAAGACUGGCGCGACAGAAUAUAUCCCUUUCUCCUGGCAGGCUCGCUUGCGAGCGUUGAGAUGCGCGGCCGCUGCCUCUGCCAGUUCCAAGCGUCCAAAGCGCACGGCGCUCGCGCGCAGAAGGGCCACAUGCUUCCGAAGGGACACAUGCUUCCGGAACCCAGCCAGAAACAACUUGCUGGUGGUGCCGCCCGAUGGCCCGGCCUUUUCGCUUCCCCUCGAUGGCCAUGAUCCUUUGGUGACUGCAGUUGAAGUCCAUGCACUUUCCUCCCUGCAGGGGUAUCCGUUUCCCUCAAUUGGCAUUGUGGUCGCACUUACCACGGGAAGCCGCCGAAAAUUUACGGGGCCGUUGACGCUUGUAGCAUGUGAGCUAAGCCCUGUCAUGGCCAAAUGCGUUAGCUUAACAACUGCAGAAUCUGACUGCCAAGCUUUUUGCCUGGAUCGAACCGGCCAUAUCGCCAUCUCGAUUGAAGUGCGCCCAAACGGCCACUGCAUUGCUUUCCGCAGCCUGAGGGCACCAGGUGCUUCCAGUGGUGGUGAAUCAUCACACCCCAUCGAUGCGUGUGGCAGGCGGGCCACAAGCAUAGCCUGGUGUCGGCAGGCAGCUGCCAUUCUACUGACAUUUGCGGGAGAGCACGCCAUUUAUGUAUACCAAAAAGUGGGCGCGGAACUGGGCAGGGAAAUCUGGCAGCCAAUGAGGAUGUUGGGCGACGCUUCCCAGAGGGGCUGCGAGGACGGCCCAGCUUCGAAGCUGCGAUUUUGGUUUCCCACUGCCGACUGCCGCCUUGUGCAAGGCCCGUAUAAUUCCCUCAUGAAGGACUCCUGCCCGCUUGUGCCUGGCCCGACGGGAACAGUCUACAUCCACAGUGGAGGCGUUCUCUUGCGUUUGGCAGAUGACUUGGCCUCGGCUUCCAAGAUCACUUCCAUGAGGGAGGAAUUGUGGCUGACCGAUGAUGAUGAAGGCACACCUAUAUUCCCAACUUGCCAGAGCGUAUUCGGAGUGUGUGAAGGGAAUGUUUACAGAUCCCUUGUGCGCACAGACGAUUCAGAGCAAGUGCUCAUUCGCAGGCUCCAAAUCUCUUCUGAGCUGAUGCAGACGCGAAGUUGCAUUCGUGCAAGUGCGCCCAGACUUUGGCCAAACCUCACGGAACGACGUGAGUACGUCCAUCCACAAGACCCAGGUGUUGCACCAACGUACUAUCAUGAGGCGCAGCGAGACAAGUGGGAUGGCAACACGGUGUGGCUGGCCGAUGACUGGCUGUGGGAGGACUGUCCCCAGUCGAAGCCUCAAGAUCUGCGCGUGUCAGAGUCCGGAUCCUGGAUCACUUUUGCAAGGUGGCUCCGCAUCUGGGCGCAGUACGGGGAGCACAGGGAUGCUCUGAGAAUGGCCCAAGAGGCUUUUUUGGAGAGGUGGAAGGACUGCCCUCAGCGAGCUCGGCAUCCCAAUCAUCCGCACCAACUUGAGAAGCAUUCCUGCCACGGCAUCUGUGUUGUCCAAGGACACUGCGGUAUGUGUGGCAACUCGAUAUUCGGUUUUGGGUGCUAUGAGUGCCCAGAUUGCAGUUUCUUGGCGCACCCCCACUGUAUCUUGGAGGAAGAGGGACAGUUUGUCGAGCUGGAGACAAAGUGGCGGAGCCUGCAGAGCCUGCUUCGGGCCUCGUAUUUCCAAGCGUGCAAGCCCGUCCUGCCUUGGCUGAAAUAG